AAGCAUAGGCUGGAGGUCUUACUCGCGCAGGCUGCGUUGAGCCGAGAGCCGAGAGCCGAGCCGAGUUAGUUGCUGUCGGAAGGGCAUCCGAGGCACACACGAGCGCUCUCGCUGCUUUUCUCUUUAGUUUUUUUCUAUAAAAACGCGCCGAUCUGUUGCAAAAUUUCGCUCGAGAGACAGUGGACUCGCGAGAGUGCAGCGCGCCCGUCCAAAAAUACGAAGUGCAAAAUCACCAUGCUCGUUGGUGCGGCCGGAAUAUUGCGCGCUUGUCAAGAGGGUCCACUUUUGUGAAGGGCUUUUCGCUGCCUUCCAGAACUUCGCGCCGUGCGAGAUGGACCGACUUUUAUGUUGCGCUACCAGGCGAAACACAGAGACGGCAUACAAGACCAUAGAGCUUGAAUCCUUUGAAGAGCGGCGGACGCGAUGGCGCUCAAUAAGGAUAAUUUAUCUGACCAUGUUUGUCAUGUCCACCGGCUUCACAAUCAUCCUCACAGGAGUCUGGCCUUACUUGGAAAAGCUAGACCCCCAAGCAGGGAAAGAGUUUCUUGGUUUCGUCACCGCCGCCAAUCCCCUGGCAGAAACUAUAUUUUCGCCAAUUCUCGGCUACUGGAGCAACAGGAGCGGGUCAGCGCGAGUGCCUCUGCUCGCCACCCUGGCUCUUCUUGCCAUCGCUAGCACCGGCUACUCGGUGCUCGAGGCUUUUCCAGCAGCCACUGCCAAGUACUGGAUGAUUUUCACCAGAUUCUUGAUUGGCGUUAGUGCUGCCAACGUGACUGUGAUUCGAUCGUACCUUUCUGCCGCAACCACCCUGAGCGAGCGGACUGGCGCGAUGAGCAUUUUAGCUCUCUGGCAGGUGCUUGGCUACAUUUUUGGUCCAAUUGUUCAAGCUCUUGUAACACCUCUUGGUGAAAACGGAAUCCCCAUUCUCGAGGGUUACAUCUACCUUAACAUGUACACGGCGGUCGGUUGGGUCAUUGUUGUCCUCAGUAUACUUUGCUUCAUUCUGUUGUUGCCCAAGUUCUUUACUGAAAAACAUAUCGCCGCCAAGGAGGCCAUGAAAAAACAAGGAAUGUCUCUAAACUAUCAAGAAACUCGGCCUGUUUGGAAACCAAGCAAACCUGACUAUCUUGCUGCGUUCAGUUUGAUCCUGGGAUACUUUGUACUUGUGUUUAACAUUGCAUUACUUGAAAAUAUGGGAAUUCCAAUCGUGAUGGACCAGUUUGCCUGGAGCAAAGAAGAAGCUCUCUACUACAUGGGCAUUCUCAUGGCUGUGGGAGCUGUGAUUUCUGUAGUCGUCAUUGCGCUUCUCAAAAUAAUAUGCAAAUAUUUCAGCGAGGCAUCUGUAGUUAUUUUUGGUGGCUUCCUUUUCAUGCUACUAAGCAGACUGUUUUUCAUUCCAUGGGGAGACAAUCCACCAGUGCUAAAAAUUUCUGACGUGCAAAAUCUGACUAGCCAUGUGGGAUGCCCCGUGGACAGACAACCAUGGUGCGCAGACACGCCGGCAAUGACGAUUCCCCAGCUUUUAAUAGGAUACUUGUUCAUGUCGGUCGGCUACCCGAUCGGAGUCACUGUGAUAUUUUCCAUUUUUUCUAAGAUCCUGGGUCCACAGCCACAGGGAGUUUGGAUGGGCAUCAUGAUGGGCAUGGGAAGUUUUGCGCGCGCCAUCGGCACCGUCAUUUUGAGCUUCAUGUACGUUGAAUUGGGCACUACAAAGACCUUUACCAUCACGUCAGUCAUGAUGCUGGCCUACGGUGUGUGGUUAGUGCUAGUGUACAAGCGACUAACCCCACGCGACCCUUCAACGGCCUUGCCCAAAGAGUCAAAGCUGAUUGUCCUCAAAGAUGUGUCAAACGGUCGGAACGGAAAUGCCGCACCAGUUGACGAGGAGAGACAAGCACUUAGACAAUAGUUUAAACUUUUGUGCCAUAAAAACAAUUUCAAAUGUUCGGAAACUACAUGGAAUAUUCUCACAGCUUUAAUUUGUCGAAGAUUUUAAUAUUUAGUUGGGAGGUUGAUAGUUCUCAUAUUUUGAGAGACCAAGAAGUUUAUUUUUAUGCCAUGAAAAGACUUUGUGAUGUGUUCAUAGCUCCUAUUGAUACAUCCAGUGAAACAAUUAAUAUUAAUGACAAAUAUUUAACUCAGAGGUAUAUUCAAAUUCUUUUUUAUAUUUGUGUAGUUUUCACCUCAUGUAAUGAUACUCAAUAAAAAUGAUAAUAUUUGUAAUGAAA
This is a messenger RNA of Neocloeon triangulifer, 2228 nucleotides long. RefSeq names its product major facilitator superfamily domain-containing protein 8-like. Gene Ontology annotation, cellular component: lysosomal membrane. The transcript is spliced from 10 exons. Bases 332 to 1909 code for a protein of 525 amino acids. Gene Ontology annotation, molecular function: transmembrane transporter activity. NCBI's taxonomy places the organism in Eukaryota, Metazoa, Arthropoda, Insecta, Ephemeroptera, Baetidae. The record is from RefSeq and is a predicted model, not a curated record. Gene Ontology annotation, biological process: transmembrane transport.